GCCGGCAGCGUGAACGCGCCCGAAAGAGACCGAUCAAGCUCGAGCUCAGUAGUGGCGGCUGGUUGGCUGGCUGAUUGGCUCGGUCCGCUUGUGUCGGCUGGUUCGCGUCUCGCCCUGCGCCGUGUGGAGGAGCGCGACGCGCGUCGUUACGUUCUCAGCGCGAGAGAAGAGGCGAGUUCGGCUCUGUCUUCGUGCGGGAGGCGCGCGAACGGGACGGAACGCUUUUCUCGGACGCCCGUUAGUCUCAGUCGGCGAAGGGAAGAAGCCAACAUGUCUGCCUCGGCGGCGAAGGCGAGUAAAAAGGAGCUGAAUUCGAACCAUGACGGAGCGGAUGAGAGCUCUGAAAAAGAGCAGCAGGAAGCAAUCGAACACAUCGAUGAAGUACAGAAUGAAAUUGACAGAUUGAAUGAACAGGCCAGCGAGGAAAUAUUAAAAGUAGAACAGAAAUACAACAAACUGCGCCAACCAUUCUUUCAGAAGAGGUCAGAGCUGAUCGCCAAAAUCCCAAACUUCUGGGUCACGACAUUUGUGAACCAUCCACAAGUCUCUGCUCUUCUGGGAGAAGAGGAUGAGGAAGCCCUUCAUUAUCUCACCAGGGUGGAGGUGACAGAGUUUGAGGACAUCAAGUCAGGUUACAGAAUAGAUUUUUAUUUCGACGAAAAUCCCUACUUUGAAAACAAAGUCCUGUCCAAAGAGUUUCAUCUCAACGAGAGCGGAGACCCAUCCUCAAAGUCCACGGAAAUUAAAUGGAAAACAGGAAAGGACCUCACAAAGCGUUCCAGCCAGACGCAGAACAAAGCAGGCAGGAAGAGGCAACACGAAGAGCCAGAGAGCUUCUUCACCUGGUUCACGGAUCACUCCGACGCCGGGGCGGAUGAGCUGGGGGAGGUCAUCAAGGAUGACAUCUGGCCAAACCCUCUGCAGUACUACUUGGUUCCGGACAUGGAUGAUGAGGAAGGAGAGGGUGAGGAUGACGACGACGAGGAAGAAGAAGGCCUGGAAGACAUAGAUGAGGAAGGAGAUGAGGAUGAUGGAGAGGAUGAUGACGAAGAGGAUGAUGGUGAGGAAGGAGAGGAUGACGACGGAGAGGACGACUGAACGGGAAAAGGACGCAUUUCAUCCACAUUCUAUCCCUGUUGAUUACUCACCGAUCCUUGGGAGCAAGAUGCUGUUUUUUUAAAAAUAUUAUUUUGUGCUCCGUCUCCUUGUUCAGAAGCUUCUUUCCUGUCCGUGCCAUGUCUAAUACAACUUUUUACUCCCGAUUGACUUGCUUCGGAAAACUAGUGGUGAAAUCUACUGUGGCAGAAGUCCCCCAUACCAUCUCUAACUCCACAAGCAUCUGAGGGGAAAUUCAAAAAAAAAAAAAAAAAAAGAAAAAAAUUCGCACGGCAUUUGACCAUCUGAAGUA
Scleropages formosus (Asian bonytongue) is the source of this 1408-nucleotide messenger RNA. RefSeq names its product protein SET. Bases 271 to 1098 code for a protein of 275 amino acids. The record is from RefSeq and is a predicted model, not a curated record. Gene Ontology annotation, biological process: nucleosome assembly. The transcript is spliced from 8 exons. Gene Ontology annotation, cellular component: nucleus. Lineage: Eukaryota; Metazoa; Chordata; Actinopteri; Osteoglossiformes; Osteoglossidae.